GGGGAAUGGAUAAUGUGCAGAAUACGCUUUCGAAAGGGAGCAGGACCGCAGCAGUACACGCAGCAAGUUAAGAUUGUCAAGAUGGAUGCUCAGUACCAUCGGUUCGAAGUAUGGAUUUUGCCGCGUGAUUCGUAAAAGAAAAUUGUCGUUGAUGUUUAGUAAGAAAAAGAUUGUGCAUCAGAAAGUUUUGUUGUUCAUAAUAUCCUAAGGUGUUUUAUAGUGUCUCAAUAUGCAGCGUUAAGUAAAUCGAAUGCUUUCAUAUAGUGAUGAGAAAAACACCUAAAAGCAGUGCAGUAGUAGCAGUCUUCUACAAUGGUGGAUAACAAUUGUAUUAUCGAGGGAAACGUCAAAUUUCGCGAUGGCAAAAAAUGGAAAUCAAGAUGGUGUGUCAUGAGAAAGUUAUCACCAGUUGCAGAUUGUCUUCAUUUGCAACUUUACGGAGAUAGCAAGGAUCGAUAUAAACAAGGUCAAACGAAAGCUUCAUUAAGCUUACAACAUUUCCUCGGUGUAGAGAGUGGUUUCACUCUUGAUAAGGAAUCAAACACAAUAGCUAUAAUAUGCCAAGAUGUGACGGUUGUUUUGGCUUUCGACACCAGAGAACGAUUGAUACAAUGGCAAGUGAAAAUCUCUAACAAUUUGGGCGAAGAUCAACAGUUCCUGAUCCUAAUUUCCACAGUUCCAUCGAAAGCGAAACUAACGAACGGCCCAGCUCAUUUGCACAUUCAGGAUCGUCGUUUCUGUAUCACGGUCGGAAUACCUCCCAGAUUAGUUGGUAUUUGGGAAAUCGCGCAUCUUCGACGAUACGGCGUGGUGGAAGGACGAUUUUGCUUCGAAGGUGGUUCGAGAUGCGGUCGAGGGGAAGGUCUUCACGUACUAAUAACGGAUCAAGGAGAAGAUAUUGUGAAGAUGCUGCAAUUAGCGGCGGAAGGGAAGCUGACGAAAAAACGACCAAUGAGCAGAGAGCAGAUAGUGCAGGAAAGCCCGCGCCGUCAAUUCUCCCGAUCGGAGACGAGGGCUAGCGAUUUCUUCCCCUCGGCUGUUUACUCGUCCACGUAUGAAGAGCAGUGCGACAGCUGCAAGAACGAGAGCUCGCCCUAUUGGUCGUCUACCGAGAGUAGGCAACAAACUGAACUCGACAGGGAUUACAGUAGCAGAGACACUGUCUCCGUGUCGGAAUUGCCUGAUCAGCCGGGAGAAUGGCGCAGCUGUUCUCUCACUCGUCAAGGAACAUCCGCUCUCGAACGAUGUGCUAGUUGUAUCAGCAAGUUAGGAACUGUCUCGAAAUCCUCGACUUUAGCCACUACGACCGGCGCAAGCAGUAUAAGCAGUCCGGCAGGAACUAUGAAUAAUUUAGGAUGUCACUUGCAGCCACGCACGCUCGAUCGAUUAUCAUUAUCCUCGUACAGUAGUAGCAGUCAUGAUAGUGAUUAUUCCAGUUCACAACAAAUGGAAUGUCACUGUUCGCAAAAUUCGAAGAACUCGCAGCAACAAUCGAGCAGCGCUCAACGCGUGUCGCCAAGCCCUAGCGCACUGCCACCGAGACCUCCGAAACCGUCCCAAAGCACUGCCACGAAGAAGGUUAAGAAACCUCCCAUGCCAUUGCCAAACGAACAAGUUUGCGUUCACUCACGUAAGCAGCAGUUGGUCCUACGAAACACACCCGCUGCUGCUGGUCCUUAUGAAAAUUACGACGUACCCAAGACGAUUUUGGGCCAUCAUAUGGUGUUGGAACAGAAUUCUCAACCGGAUCAGUAUUAUGACACGCCAAGGAAAAUCAAAGAAUGUCUAGCACUGCCAAAAACUUAUCCUAAUUACGAUACACCGCAAACACCUCAAGCUGUAGUGCUGCAGCAAUGCGGUUGUCCGGCCAAGCUCACCGUUCAAUCUCCCAGAUCCUCCGGAUGUCCCUGCCAAAAUGUGAUGAGUUGGGCUGGUUUCGUGCUCCCAUAUUGUAGAAGAGGUGCAGGAAUUGAACCAACCGGGGUUGCUGUGCAUCCCGUGAAACUUUCUGGAGAAGGGAAAAUGCCUGUGGUUAACGCAAGCGGAGAGAUUGCGAUUUACGCAACAGCGAAACGGGUGAAGAAAUCGGAGAACGUGGAAGAUAAGAACAAGGAUAAUUGCGAAUGUCCAGAAACCAGAACCAACAAUUAUGAGAACGUUGAACCUGUUAUCGACACGCAACCCGAGUCUAAACAGGCGAAUUACGCGAAUAUAGAUUUUACCCAAUCCCUCGAGCAUUAUGAAAACAGUAAAGACCUUUUGGCGAAGAGUGGAAUAUCACAAGAAGAAAUAGAAAAGUUUUCCGAUCAAAUUAAGGACGACACACCUGAACCGCCCACAGAAGAUUCGUCCAAAAUAUGCCAGAAGUGUGGCCAUGUUAAAGAUAGCGAAAACGAUUAUUUAGUUAUGGAUCCUGAAAAGCAAACGCCAAAGAAACCGUUCCCUGGCUAUUUACCGAUGCAGCCAGCGCACAAUGCUUGUUCGAAAGAAAUUUUGUCCAGAAUUUGCAGCGGUAUAAAGAGUUCGAGCAAUCCUGCAUUAUCGGGUUCCGCUUUAUCGGAAAGCGGCAAAAAGAGAUCCGAUUCCGAGUUUCGCGUUCCAGGUUCGGCGAUGUUGUCCAGCCCGUAUCUUAGACGUCGUUACUUGGACGGAAAUGGUGCGACAGAAUCAAAUGGAAACAUUGGUUUAUUGUUAAGAAAACGAUCUUAUUCCGCGGAGUCUGCUCACUAUUUGGACGAUGAGAAUCAUACGUUCCCUUCCACGUUAACCAUUCAUAAAUGCUCCAGCGAAGCGGACAAAGCUUCUCUGGUAAGAGGAGAAACGCAUUCUCCGUGCGUUAAUUCAGAGGUGAAGAUUAACCAAGAUAAUGGGCAAAUAUCGGUAACCUCGCCCCAACCAUCGUUCAUAAAAAUUCGACGCUCCUCUUCCGUUCCAUCCAAAACUGGUCAUAACAGAGACUCUUCUAGUAGUAACGAUUCAGGUGUUUCUACCGGAUCUCUUAGUCAUAGAACGGCAGAAUUCGUGGAGUUCGAAUUAUCAUUGACCGCUUCGACGUCGACGAGGAAGCAGAAUGUGUUGUCUGUUUAUAGAAAAAGUUCACCGCCUACGUGUUAUCACAGCAGUUUACCAAGAAAAUCAAAAUCCAGUGAUCCACUUCGAGAGUUGUCCUUUCAAUUUCAGAAAAUCAAAAUCCCUACGAAAUCCUCUUCAGCAGAAGCUGACAUUCCGACGUGUUUACCCAAGGCAACGAAAGGCUUCAAUAGUCCAGGGGAAGUGUCCAAUACCCCUUACAUCGACUCGCGAAGCACGAGUAGCGGUACAUCUGAUAUGUCAGAUUAUAUCGAGACGUUGUCGCUAUCGUCUCACUCGUCAUCCGAUACGCCGGACAGUCUGAGACUGGGUGGCAGGGCAGUUGCAACGACGCUUCGUCCUCGCAGUGGAAAAGAGUAUUACAAGAUUGACAGAAGUAUUCUUGUCGAGCAAGGAAGAACGUUGACGACACCAUCAGCCAAUUACGCAAAUAUUACCCCAGUACUUGAGAAAAGCGAGUCCCCUUCGCCUGGAUAUAUGAGCAGCUCUCCCUUUGAACAACCGCAACCUACUCGUGAACACUUUUUGUUUCCCGAUGAAGCUUGAACGUAGCAACAUUGUUUGGGAAGAGAGCGGAAAAUUUGAAGUUCCUAGGAAUUCCAAACAAAAUCAGUAAGAAUAUUCAUGGUAGAAAUUUAUAAUUGGGGCAUCAUGACUAUUUAUACUAUACGCAAGUAUCUAGUUGAUUGUCAAUGCUUUUUAAAAAAAGCAUGACACGAAAUGUGCAUUUCGUUGAAAGAAAGAGAGGGUUAUCUUUUAACUUCCAAGGUUCAGAAAUCACAUUAAAAGAAACCUAUUCAGAACGCUUAUCUUUCUGGCUUUCUUUAUGUCUUUUCACGAUAAUGUCUUCUUAAAAAGCGAAUCCGCACAAUCAAAAGACCUUAACAAAGGGCAAAGGGGAGUUUUCAUAAGAGAUUCUAGAUUCUAGCGUAUAGUUGAAAUUAAGUCAAUACAAUACAAUUGAAAUACUUCCUACAACGAUUUAAACAAUUUCUAAAAUAUGCUCAAUAAGAAACUGUAAUAGUUUGUAUAGUAAGAAUCCUGCCCUAGGAUAAAAAGAAGUGUGUGCAUCGUAUACUUUAUAUGAGUAUAUCGUUUUUUGGAUAUGUUUUAUUUUAUAUGAGUAUACUUCUAUAUAAUAGCGGUAUUGUAUAGCGGUUAAACCGGAGCAUUGCAAUUAAAUGCUCCUUGUUUAUACCGGUUAACGCGAUACCAUCGACUUACAUUCUAAAAUAUACAACCAAAAAGUUUAAAAAAAAAAGAGAGAACAAAAUAAUGAAAAAAAAGGAAGGGAAAUGCAAUGAAAGUAGUCAGUUGCAUAGCACUCACAGGGUUUUCAAAUCUUUACAACUUAUUUUCUAAAGGCUUAAGAUAACAUUUAUAUAGCCGUGAAAUGGUCUUCUUUUUAAUGAGAUUUAUAUGAUGGAUAUCGUAGUCUCUGGGCAAUCAAAGAUGGCACUAUGUAUAGAUUAUAAACGAGAUAUCUUUAAAUAAGUCCUAAGGAUACGCGAACGAAUAUAAAACUCGAAUUAUUUUUAUUGAAUUUUUAUAAUUCAUGGGCAGAGACUUUUAAUCGGUAAUCAUUCUCAUCGUAUAUAUGUUCCCAUUUUUACGCGAUUAUAUAUGCGUUCGAUUUAUAUAAUUUUCCUACUAGAUUUUUUAUAUAUACAUAUAUAUAUAUAUAUAUCUACGCAACGAAUUAGUUUUUAAUCGUAAUUGCAAUAUAAUUUUAUUUUUUUUCUUCGUAAUUAUAAAAACGUACUUAAAAUAUUUUUCAUUCGUACUUAACGUAUAUCUAUGUCAUUUUUUAUGCGCGAAGAACAUUUAUAUGUCUAUGGAAUUCUUUACGGAGAGAAAAAAAAAAAAGAAAAAAAAAGAGAAAAAAAAACGAAAAAAAGAAACAAAAAAAGAAGGGAAAAAAAAAGAAACGAAGAAUAUUUAUUUUUACUUCGAUGGUGCAGGAUCUUUUUGAUAUAAAAUAAAGUGAAACUAUCGUAUGAUAUUAUAAAAUAAAACUAUCGUAGACGAUUAAACGAAAGAGCUAGUCGUAUGACGUAUCGAAGAGGAAUCGAAUUAGUUAGGCCUAUCUUCUUACGUCUGCACAGCUUCGAAGUUUUUUUUGAUCGUCAUUAAAAAGAAAAAGAAAGAAAAAAAAAGUAUACAUUUAUACAUACGUGCGAGCUAUAAUACGCGAGUCUUCUCUGCAUUUAAAUUUAAUUUUUUGCUUGCUCAUUUGAAUGAAUUAACUCGUGAGAUCGCGCAAAUAAGCAAUAAAAAAAAGGAAAAAAUGAUGCGUGUAAAAUUCCUGGAUCGCAAGUGAAACCUUGCAUCGAGAAUAAUGGAUGAUAACGCGCUGGUUGAGUUGGUCGGUAUGAUAUUAUGCAAUGCAGUGAUACUGAACGCAAUAAUAGAAAUGCUAGGAGUUAUAUGCAGAUUAAGAAAAAAAAAUGGAAAAAGAGAGAGAGAGAGAGAGAGAGAGAGAAAUGAAAGAAUCGAUAUCGAAUGUUUUCGCAUUGAAAUAUAUUAAAAUGGAUUAUUCUCUGUUUCAUGUACACAUGUUGCGCUCUGCGGAGUGGAUAAUCAAAUCAGUAUUCAGAAUCAAAAAGAUCAACGGUAAUGAGCGUUUACCGUGCAUAUUAGAGAUUCAUUGAACAAUGUAAAGUUAACCGGGAAUCACGAUUCAAUGACAAUAUAGCUGUAUUUUCCCCCAACAUGCAAGGAAUUGUUUUCAUCGUGCCGGAAUAAAAUUUGUAAUAUAUUAUAUUAUAUUAUAUUAUAGUAACGCUCUACUGUACUACGUCCAACGUUUUCUCAAGCCCCGGGAUAUUGUUCACCUCGUAUACGUUCAUCUUCUUUUUCUGUCGAAGCAAUCACAACCUAUCGCUGUAGCAACGCCACGCUUAUCCUGUUUAUCGUGUCGCGAAUUUUUAAGGAUCGAGCCGGAUGAGUUAACGAGCAAACGGUCGGCUCUUCGGUACACAGAGGGGUUAUACAUAUAUAAAGAAUUAUAUACUUACAGUUGACUCUAUAACGAAUUGUAAAAGUAUUAAAGUAGUAUUAAUCACAAGACUGAACAAAAAAAUGAAAUAAUAGUUGCUGUGUGGUUAAAUUGUAGGAAAUAUCUAAAGAAGCUAGAUUUAUAUAUAAUUUUCCGAUUAACCUCUGUUUUUAUCCGGAGAGACAUUUCUCUCCCUUUUACGUAUAUAUUUUUUUUUUCUGCAUUCCGUGUGUCGAACGUGUUCUGUGUCUUCUAUAAUAUCGUAGAUAUGACGAGACGUUGAAAGCAUAAAAAAAGAGAAAAAAAAAAAUGAUAAAAAAAAAAAGAAAGAAAAAAGAAUAUUACGUAUUUGCUCUGCUUGGUAAAUUCGAAAGAUACCAAGCCACUCUGUCCAAGCUCUCGAAUUUCAUAUACUUAAUUAUACGUUAUACGAGAACUCGUAGUCUCCAUACGAAUGAUUUAUAGAACACGGCACGAAGGAUACUUAAUCGAGCGAAAAUGAAUAUUAUCGAAAAUCAAGAUUAUCCGAGCAUAGAAUUAAACGAUCGAUCUUUAUAUUACACUCGCGUGGAUCGUAGAGUCCCAGCGGAAGUUAUUAGAUCGUAAUUUCGUAAAGAGAAAAAAAGGUAUAAUCUUUAAGAUAAAACCGACAUCGUACCAUACAAUUUUCAAGUAAAUAUUGUAGACGUUAAGAGGAAUAAUAUAUAUAUAUAUAUAUAUAUGCAAUAUAUAGAGAUGCGUAACGAGAGUGUGUCCACGAAUUUUUACGCAGCUCUAUUAUAUUGAUGAUGAUUGCCAAUCGGGAAUAAUAAGUUUCGAUGCGAUCGAAGUACUUGCAAGUACUUAUGCGCGUUUUAAUAAGAUCGCGUUUAUCGAUUCUAGCGAGUUGUAUAAGGAUUGGUAAUCGAUUCUAUAAACACAUGCUAGUCAAAGUUAAGUACUAUUGUAGCGAUAAUAUAUUUUUACUGUAAAAGGAAACUAUCGGAGGCAGGUUGAAGGCUGGCCACGCGUCUCGCUGUACGAAAGGAUAUAGUUCGAGCGACACGAUUGUCUGCGAAUAGAAUCGUCCCCCCCUUUUUUUCUCUCUCCUUGUCAUUCCAACGAAUACAUCGAAUCGCGAUGCACGUGAUAAUCGAUCGAAACAACUCUUCGAAUUUUACAAUAUUACAAAGACAUAUUAACGAUUGCAUUUACUAUAAGACUUCUUAAGUAACAUAGCUUCUAGUCAAUGAAGAGGAAUUCAAACUAUUUAAAAAGAAAUAUUUAAAUUCAGUCGUGUAUUCGCGUGUGUUGCGAUUCGAUUGAUCCCCGAUACGGGAAUCGGAAAUGCCUCCACGCAUUCGAGCUUGAGGCGAAAUUACUGGAGAUUGCUGGAAGCCAGGGGGACGCGUGCCAGUCUUCCAGCCUCGAACAACCAUAUCUAAGAAUUUACUAACGGUAAUAUUAUUGAUCACGAAUAGCGAGUAACGUUUUCAAGGGUAUUAUAUACAAUAUAAUAUGCUCUGUUUAUAAUUUCUGUACAUAUAGUCGGUGUGUGGCAUUAGCGUAACCAAGGUUUCUUUAUUUUGUGAUCCGAGAUAAUGGAGGUGGAGAACGAUUUUUACUUGUGUAUAUAUAUUAUAUAUUAUAUACGAAGCAAAAGGAAAAAUGGAAUGGCUAGAAAUCGAUAUACCGGUGUGAUGAAAUGCGCUCGAAUCGUCUUUGGAGCCAUUAUCGCGUUUCGAUUGAUUUCGCUCGCGAGUUACGAUGCUGCAUCGUAUAAUUGCACGUUCAACGGUGCGAUAAUUGAUUCUCGAGAAACAAAGAGGAGGAGAGGAGAGAGGAGAAGGAGAGCGAGAGAGAACUGCGAGCGAUUCGUAUUGUCGUCGUCAGGGAUUAUUUAUGCGAUACGAGCAAUCUGAAACGCUUUUAACUCACACAUACAAAUUGUAGCAUACGAAGACAACCAAAAAAAAAAGAAGAAAAAAAAAAGAAAAAAAAGGAAAGCAAGAGAUAGACUAAAUUUAUUCUCUCUCUCUGCGAUCUUAAGUCCUGUUCUAUAUAUACGUAUUAGAGUUUUGCGAUCGAGAGGAGUAAGAGUAAUUUACGCGUACUUACACGAACGUAACACGAACACAGAUGCAUAAGCAAUUCGUUCCUCGUGGUUGUGUCGAUGCUACCGACCCGACGAAAGUGCUCUCGAUUGCACGCGAUCGUAGCAAUUACGGGUAAAAAUGGGGGAAGUGCAAUCGAGAGGGACGCCAUCUUCCUGUGCUCUUCAACUCUUAAAGCGUCUCGUUUCUUUUUUGAGAUAUCGUUCGAGUAAAAGAACGAACGUUUUAGUUCGAUGAAUCGCUAAUGGCGCGGCUACUUGAUUCUUGGAGUGCAAUUAGAGGCCAAAAAUUUGAAAUUUUAAAAGAAUGAUUCUUGAACUUUUUUUUCAAAAAUGUCAGUAAUACAUUAUCGUUCUCUAUUAAGGUUAAUUAGAUUCUUGAAAAAUUGAAUAUAUGAAUCAUGUACUUUGCUCUGAUUAAUGUUAAUCAAAAAAAUUAAUGUUAAUAUUCCAAAGCAAGAUCAGAGUUUAGGAUAUAAUUUAUCGUAACACUUGCAAUCUUUUCAUCUAUUAUUAUUCUUUCUUGUUUUUUUUUUUUCAAAUACGAUAAAUCUAUUAAGCUCAAUUUGAUAUUUCUAAUCUAAUCGAGCAAUGCACUUAAUUUCACACGUGCAGUAUUAUCAUCCCCGUGUGCCAGAAGGGAAAAGGAAAGAUGUCGAGUGCAGGAAUGCGAGCGUUAAUUCGACGAGAUCGAUAGCAUCGAACCCACGAAGUCUGUACAUACUUCUCCCGUAUACAGUCCGUUGAUCACACAACCGAUGAUUCUGUGCGAAUGAGAGAACGACAAAGAUAUAAUGGAAAGAACACGUUUCGCAUGUGAUGAACACCGUGCCAUUUUCAUUCAGCUGUUACUUCUAACUCACCUUAAAACGGCAUGAAUUCGAAAGAUAGAUACGUACGAAAAGACAAAGAAAAAGGAAAGCGUGAAUUCUACUAGAUGAUAAGGGCUGAUACUUUUACCUAAAAGUAUACCGAGAUAAGAAAAUGAAAAAAUCGGAAUCCGUUUACUUUGACAAUCCGUUCUCGACAAAAUAAGAAAGAAAAUAUUCAGUUCGGACUGUUCGAAUGUAUUCCGAAAGAUAUUGGAGAAAAUAAUCUUUGUUCAACGGGGAAAGAUAUUGUUUAUAGGAAAUUUUAUAUAAAGCCAAUCAUCAGAGAUCGUCCUUCAAAAAGUUUAGUUCUCCUUUCUCGAGGCGAGGGAGGUUUUAAAAAUUAGAGGAAAAAAAUAUGUAGAGAGGAGAGUAUUUUACAACGGUCAGAAGGAAAGUAUCUGUUGUCGAGAGUUUACGAGAAAAAUAUAAUGUAACAUAAAUGCCGCGUUUAUUUUCGAAAUCCUUAUUACAUAUAGUAUAAAAAUCGCCACAGUUCACAUGGAGGGAAUUCGAUGGGUAAAUAACGAAAUAAAUAAUGAAAUAAAAAAAUGAUAAACGAUGGGAACUAACGUACCGGGCUAUUAUCUCACGUUUAGAACGCAUUUCAUCGGGUGGAGAAUGGAAAUUCCAAUCGAUUUAUCUUUUUCGAAGAUUUUUAUAAUCAAGGUAAGCGGGUGCGUGUGAAUGAGCGAUGGUGAUCAAACAAAAUCAUUAUUAUGUACUUCGUAAGUAAAUUAUAAAAGGAACUCAUACACAGUUUGUAGCGACUCGAGUCACUGAUUUAUUAAAAAAGUAGAAGAAAUAAAGAAAUUAAAAAGAAA
Molecule: messenger RNA, 9873 nt
Organism: Apis cerana (Asiatic honeybee)
Lineage: Eukaryota; Metazoa; Arthropoda; Insecta; Hymenoptera; Apidae
Biological process (GO): neuromuscular junction development; positive regulation of protein tyrosine kinase activity
Molecular function (GO): protein kinase binding
Source: RefSeq, a predicted model, not a curated record